AUGGAAAAACUUAAAAGAAAAAUUGCGAUAUCAAAUAUUCUUCUUGGAUUCCUUAUCUCUUUAUCAGGUCUUGGUUUUCUUGAAGUAGUAGAAUCCCUCGGCAUUAAUUAUGGUCAAGUAGGCAACAAUUUACCACCUCCUUGUGAAGUGAUUAAUCUCUUGAAAUUGUUCAAGAUAACUAAAGCCCGAAUUUACGACACAAAUCCUCAAGUUUUGACAGCAUUUGCCAAAUCCAACAUUGAACUUAUUGUCACAGUUGAUAACCAGUUGCUUUCCACAUUGAUGGAUCCACAGCAAGCUCUUCAAUGGGUAGGCACCCAUAUUAGACCCUAUUUUCCAGCCACAAGAAUUACAGGAAUUGCCGUUGGGAAUGAGAUUUUCACAGGUGACGACACGACCCUAAUGACCUAUCUUGUUCCAGCCAUGGUGAGCAUUCAUGCAGCCCUAGUAAAACUAGGGUUAGAUCAAUUUAUUCAAGUUUCGACUCCCAAUUCUUUAGCAGUGCUUGAAGAAUCAUAUCCACCUUCGGCAGGAAGUUUUCGAAGCGAGAUCAAUGAAAUAAUGCCCCAGUUUCUACAGUUUUUGGCAACUACUAAGGCACCAUUUUGGAUCAAUGCAUACCCUUAUUUUGCUUACAAAGAUGAUCCAACUAGGGUUUCUUUAGAUUAUGUACUUUUCAACCCUAAUUCAGGAAUGACAGACCGUAACACAAAUCUACAUUAUGACAACAUGUUGUACGCACAAGUAGAUGCAGUAAUAUUUUCCAUGGCUAAAAUGGGGUACGAUGGGAUAGAAGUGAUGGUAUCAGAAACGGGUUGGCCAUCAAAAGGUGAUCCGAAUGAAACCGGUGCAACUGCUGAGAAUGCAGCAAUAUAUAAUCGGAAUCUGUUGAGAAGGCAAAUGAAAGAUGAAGGGACACCACUCAGACCAAACAAGAGACUAGAAAUUUAUGUAUUUGCUUUGUUUAAUGAAGAUAUGAAACCCGGCCCGACUUCAGAGAGGAAUUAUGGUCUACUCCAGCCGGACGGAACUAUGGCAUACAAUGUCGGCCUCUCUCCAUUAUCUUCUUCUUCGAGUUCUUCGGCUUCUAUUUCGCUGACUUCGGAUGCCACCCAGGUUAAACAAAGAGAAUACAAAACUUUGCUGUGUUCAAUAUUUCUAUUUCUGCCGUUCUUCCAAGUUUUUAUGAGCAGGCAGAGAUUAGGCAUAUUUUGGCAGUAG
Molecule: messenger RNA, 1221 nt
Organism: Fraxinus pennsylvanica
Lineage: Eukaryota; Viridiplantae; Streptophyta; Magnoliopsida; Lamiales; Oleaceae
Source: the annotation of a GenBank genome assembly